Molecule: messenger RNA, 11854 nt
Organism: Mercenaria mercenaria
Lineage: Eukaryota; Metazoa; Mollusca; Bivalvia; Venerida; Veneridae
Product: rho GTPase-activating protein 15-like
Exons: 13
Coding region: 949-2610 (553 amino acids)
Biological process (GO): signal transduction; regulation of GTPase activity
Cellular component (GO): cytoplasm
Molecular function (GO): protein binding
Source: RefSeq, a predicted model, not a curated record
UUGCCAGAUAAUUGUGCUAUUUGGGAUUGUUUUGUUCUUUUCUGUUCUCGUUUGUUGUAAUAAUAUUUAUAUAUCAAUAGAAGGAUCAUUUAGGUAUAUACAAAGGGUUGUAUAUAAGCAAUUGUUUUAAGUGGUUCAUUUCCUUUCUCAUCAUUUCCCAUGGCUUAUUUGCUAGAAGUACUUAACAGUUUGUGUUUUGGGUGAUGAGUGAAAAAGGACAAGUAUCUAAACAUGUUUAAUUUGUAAAUUUUUGCACUAUCGGAAACUAUGGGGAAUAUCUCGCUUCAUGCAGGAUUAAUUAUUUUUAUCGCCUUUAAUUAUUUUGUUUUUCUUGUCUUCCGCAGUUGUGGUCAGUAAUUGACUGAUCUUGAAUAUGUUAUCAUCCUAGUGAUUACAUGUUUUGAAUUUGAAAUUAGAUGUCAUUACUAUGGUCAGUUAGUGCUCCAAUUACGGUUAAUGGUUUUAUCUCAAAUUGCCGUUAUUUUUGGUACAUAUUAGGUGACAGAGUUCACUGUUCACAGUGUUUGUUUUAUUUUUUUCUGAGAAAAACAUCAAGGGAAGAUUGGGAAUAUAAACUGAGCAGGAGUGAAUAGCUGAAAGUUUGAUGUUUUAUAUGCUACAUGGAUAAAUGAUUCUUGGGAUACAGCUGGCAUGUAUUGAUUAUAUAUAAGGCAGUGAGAUGUUGGCCAUUUAUAAACAAAUAUUUCAACAUUAAUCAGUUGUGUUAUUUUCUUGAUGUUUGUGGAUAUACGGCAUCAGAUUAAAUUCUGUUUUAUCAAAUUGUAGAUUAAAGUUAGGGGUUUUUAGUUAAUAGCAAGUUUUGUGACAUCAGUCUAUAGAAUAUUUAUUUUAAGAAGUGCUACAUUUGGAUAUUGUGUUACUCCUACUUAAUCAGUUGCAAACUUGAAUUUACUGUUAUAUUAAUUUGAAGAUUUUACAAGUGUCAUCAUGUCGGAAUCAUCUGGGGUAGUAGUUACUUUACCUAAGACAAAAAUUCCAUGGAUACAUGUGAAUUUAGCGGAACUAAGGUUAGUGAGGAGCAGACUACAAAAUGAAGACUCCAUAACAUGUAGAAAUGUUAUUGAAGAAAGUAGUAGUGAUGAACAGUCAGAGGAAGAGAGGAGCGGAAACAGCAGUCCAGCAAAGUCACCUCAGUCAGACGGUGAUAACAAAAAUGACUUCACGACACCUGGACAGGGGCUCGUGCAGGGUCCAAGGUCCGGCGACAGGUUUCAGGUAUCAGACAGAUUUGCAAAAUCUCGCUCUGUCAUGAUAGAAAAUCUGCAUUUUAAUGCUCCGCCAAUCAACACAGGACCGCCUCCUCCAAAAUCGGCAACUUUGCCGCCAAAUUUCACGGCACCCAUUCAUGAAGAUCUUUAUCUAGACGGCGGGGGUAGCGGAAAGUCUCACUGCAACGAUAAUCAUCACCCGCAGACUGUAUUUCAAACUGUAAAUAUUAACGAACCAAUUGAAGGCUGGCUGAAUAAAUGUAAAUUUGUGAAUGGAAAAAAGCCAUCGAAAAAGUGGGCAAUGACAUAUGUGAAACUUGGUGGCUCAAACCUUGUGUUCUACAAAGAUCAGAAAUCCUCCCAACCAAAACAGGGUGCACCUCAUGGGAAAUAUGACCAGCUUGUGUCCCUGGCUACAUGUAGUGUUGAUAAAGAUACAGAAAAAUACACCAGCAAGAAAUACACUAUAGGAAUUACCUGUUCAGAUUGUCAGAUAUUGUUACAAGCGGAUGAUGAGUCGAAAAUGCAGGAAUGGUUCAUGAAAAUACAUACUAGAAUACAAGAGUUGGGAGGCAGCCCAGAUAUACCAAGCUCAGGUCAGACAAGUACAAAUGCACUAACACCAGAACCUGACAAAGUUAGCAGAAAACCUUCAUUUAAAGAUAGAAGUCACAGUAGAAAACAGUCAGAUUCAGGAACUUUAGAAAGGAAAGGAAAAAUUAAGAAUGUUUUAGAGAGGUUUAUGAGCAACAGAAGUGAGAAGGAGAAACUCAUCAAAAAGGGUAUUUAUAAAGAUGCUGUGUUUGGUUCUGAAAUCAAACAGUUGUGUGCCAAAGAAAAAACAAAAGUGCCAAUGUUUGUUGUCAAGUCAAUAGAUGCUAUUGAAAAAAGAGGUUUGGAGCAUGAAGGUAUAUACAGAAUAGGUGGAAAUAUAUCACAGAUACAAAAGUUACGAUGUAUGGUUGAUCAAGGAGAACAGUAUGACCUAGAUGAUCCAAUGUGGGAUGUGAAUGUUCUAGCUGGGACGUUAAAAUUGUUUUUCAGAGAGCUCAAAGAUCCAUUGUUUACUUAUGCUUUAUUCGAUAAAUUUCUCAAACAUUUUUUAAAUGAAAAAGCAUCGGAAAGAUUGAAAGGAAUUAAAGCGACUAUAGAUGAAUUACCAAAGCAGAAUUAUGAAACUAUAAAAGUUCUCUUUAAGCACCUGUCAAAAGUGAAAGACCUUUGCAAAGAGAACAAGAUGGGUUCCCAUCAGCUGGCAAUCGUUUUUGGACCAACUUUGAUAUGGCCAGAGGUCCAGCAUCAGAACCUAGCAACAAGCAUGGUUUACCAGAGUCGAAUCGUGGAAUACACUCUCCUAGAAUAUGAAAAAAUAUUUAGAUGAAAGUUAGAAAACCUUGCAUAUUAUGCAGUAUAUGUAAUAUUUGAUCCCAACAGUAUACAAUGUAUCAUGUUGUAUGUAAUGAACAACCAUUUAUAGUGGGUUUCCAUACACACUGUGAACAACUAUGUAUACACAGAAUGACAUUACUUCUGCAUAUACGUAAAUGAUCAAAAUUAUUUUGACAGUUUCUGCACAGUCUCUGAACAUGAAGCGGUUACAUCUCUUUAACUUGUGACAAGAAGGUGACUACAUCUCAACAGUUUCUGUUAAAUCCCUUGCAUAGAACUUGGCUAUAUUAAUGUUAAGUUUUGCCAUGAACUUGGCUAUCUUGAUAAGCUGAUAGUUUUUUCUAAGGAUCUUGCGUAGUGCUUGCCUAUCUUGAUAAGCUUUGUUUCUUUUUGUGGCAUAGAAUUGAACUAUCUUGAUAGACUUGCAGUUCUUUUAAGGUCAUGUCAUAGAACUGGGCUUUCCUGGUAAGCUGACAGUUUCUGUAAAACCCCUUGCAAAGAACUGAGCUAUCUUGAUAAAUUUCAUUUCUUUUAAGGUCAUGUCAUAGAAUUGGACUAUCUUGAUAAACAUGACAAUGUUUCCUACACUCUGACUUUAAAAUAACUAAAUUUGGUUAUUCAGCCAUAUAUUACAGCUUUUCUUUUUGAUGUAACUAGAUGUUAUGUGUAUAGGCAGAACUAAAUGAUUUUGUUAAUAGUUUUUAUUCUCCAGAAAGUACUACAGUAUCAUAGCAUACAGUUUAAGUUUUGAUGGUUCUUAUUGUUUGAAGACUGUCAGAAUGUUGCCUAUAUUUCUCUUACUUGUAGCCCCAUGUGGUUCUGGGACGAUCUAUGUAUGAAAAGAAUUGGAACCACUGCCUUACUCUUGCAUGAUCGUAAGAGGCGACUAAUAGGGUCUUAACACUUGAUUUUGCUGUAACUCUGUGAUUCCAGCAGGUAUGCAAAUUUUGAUUCCAUACCUCGUGUUUUUAUUUCAAUAUAAAUGAGAUGUGAAACCAAAAUUUGUAGUCCUGUGGCGCCAUAUAACCUAUACUGUGUUGGUAUGCCGUAAAACCCAAAUAAAUAAAUAAAUUCUCUUACUUGUAAGGUUUUAAUGCAUAUUUUCUAUAAAUUGUGAUUUUUCAGUUUGAAGUAUACAGUCAUUUAAUUUUGGAAAAACACCACAACUGUACUUUCAUUAGUGUAAUAUUGAUGUACUCAGUGAUUUUCAUUAAAUUUCCCACUGUAUAAUGAUUCAUUCUCUGACACAUGUAAAACUUUUAUCAUUCCAUCAUAGACCUUUGGUGUCAUUGAUACAAAAAAUGGCUCUGCUUUUAACAAACUACUGAAGUUAACAUUUUAUCUUUUUUCGCCAUUAUGGAGACUGUCAUAUAUGCACAACCUUGUUGAGUUUAGCAUACAUGUAUGUUCUUUAGUUUAUUUAUAGUUUCCAUCAGAAAAAUUUGGUCAUUUGAGGUGUUGGAAGAGAGUGGAAGAUACAGAUGUUCCAAAUUUAAAACUUCACGUAAUACAUGAACCUCUAUAAGGCAAAACUGAAAGGCGUAUUGUAGUCGUAUAAGCUACCACUGGUUUCAUAGUCCAGAAUUUUUUCACUGCAUCUUUGUUUGGGUUUACUGAAACAUACUGGUUUAGUAGUACAUGUACAAACAUGCCCAUAUUCACUAUAAAACAUUCCAGGUUUCAUAUUCCUCAUAAUGCUUUUUAUAUAUACACACAAGAUUCUGUUUAUUAUAACUGUACAAUGCAUUAUUGAGGUCUAGGGUCCAAUUGAAUGAGUUUGUUUAAGGAGGAUCCAAUUAGAUACUGUUGCAAGCUCCAAAAUGAAUGGAACAUGUUAAACAUUUGUGAUUUGUGAAAGACUACUGUUAAUUGCUUUGAUAUCUUUACCUCAUUGCAAAAAAAGAUUAGUGCAUUGAAAUAAAGUACCACUUAUCGAGUUUCUGUGCUGAAGUGAUGGUGAGUGCUGAUGAGUGAUGAUGAGUGCUGAUGAGUGCUGCAAAGCACUUGUAGAACUAGAGGUGUGACCAGAAACAAAUAGUUAAAAGUCAGUAAUUGUUUGUACUGUCUUCUCUUUUUGUGCAAAUUGGCAUGGUUCCAAAGUAAUUGCCAUUUGGUCCUGAUGAUUAAUUGUUUAAUACAGACUGUGUGAAGACAACUACGAAGACAUGUUUGACUUGUGUCAGUGGGAGACAUUUAACCAGAAAUUAACUAAAGAUCCCUUAAUACACAUAUCAGUAGGGCAUUGUAGAACAUUCCAGCGUUAAUAUUUUUUUUAUUUAUAAGGAUUUCAAAUGUAUUUUUGUAUGGAUCAUCUUAUUUAAAUAAUAUCAUUCCUUUUUGUGGCAAAAUCGUUUAAAUUCUUUUUAAAAAACGAUGCAGAAACAUGUUUACAUGCAAUUACAAUGAUUAAAUUACAUGCAAUUAUAAUGAUUAUCCCUUACCCUGCUAAAUUUCUGUAAUGAACUUGUCCAUCUUUCAAUUUGGACAGUACCAUUGACUGUUUAAAGGGGUGCUUAUGAAAAAGAUACUGGCUGAAUGGCGAACAGUGCAGACCAUGAUCAGACUGCACAGAUGUGCGUGCUGAUCUUGGUCUGUAUUAGUCGCAAAGGCAGAAUCACUUGCUGCCAGCAGGCUAAGGGUUAAAUUAAUGUUUUUUUGUAUUCAUGCAUGUGUCAACUCUGUCUUUAACACAUAUAACAGCAGGGUAUAUAAUUAUGUAUAUGCUUGAACACCAGAAAAAAGUUAAAUCUUAAAAUAUUUGCACCAUUAACAUAUAUAGUUGCAUCAUUUUCAUAAUGAAAGUUACGUUAAUCAUAUCAGACACAUAUGUUGUACAUAUCCAUGUAAGUUGUACUCGUUAAUAAAAUGAAAAUAAGGACAAAAAGUGAUUGUAUUUCUCGUUUAAUUAAGAAAUAAAGGUCUCCUUCGAUGAGACAGUUUAUACAUACUUUAUGUUAAUUUGAGGUAAAUAAAAGUGUACAUUUUGUGGGAAAAUGUGUAUUUUUUACUUUGAUUGAAACUAAAGUUCAUUAAACUUCAUUUUGCAUUGGUUUUAAUUGAAGUCAGCAACAUAAAAUAAUAUUAACUUUUUUUUCAAAAUAGUCUUUUCAUCAUUUUCAUGUUCAGUUCAGAUAUUUUCUCCUUUCCUACAAAUUUGUCUGUCGCAUAAACCAACCCCCUCACAGUUUGGAGCGCAGUUUCUCAGCAUGUAAAUUUGAACCAAGGUUCAUACUCUAUAUACAUGUGAUACUGAAACAUGAUAAAGUGAGUAAAAUAAUGUUGAUAAUCUCAAAGGGGUUACUAUGAAUUAUACCCAACAAGUUUUUUCUUUUGUUCUUUAUUUGCAAAAGUAUGUCAGUAAGUUUGUACCACUUUCAAAGUACCCACAUUAUAUGGAUGUUUGAGAGAUAAAAAUUUUGCCUAAAAUGUGUACAGGUGGCUUUAAAAACUAGAAUACUUCAGUAUGUCCUUACCUAAAUCGAAAGAAGAUUAUAAAUGAACUUUCUUAAACAAUGUUUUUCAAGGUAUAUGAAUCAAACAGUUGUUUUCCAUCAUGUGUUUCUGUUAACAUGUAUGUUUCAUCUAUAGAUUAAUAACUGUGUUCAUAAGAUAUUUUUCAAAAUAUUACUAUUGUGCAGUAGAAGUUGGUGUUCUUGUUACAUUUUUCCACAAGAAAAAUGGCAUUGAUUAGUGGUGCAUGUCUUUUUUGCCAAAUUAAUUGUUGAGAAUUUUAUAUUUGUAAACUUUGUAACAUAGUUUCUGAAAUAUAGCGACUUUGUUUUGUUAGACAAUAAAGUAGAAUAUAUUCUUUGAUUCGAGAUUGUAUCGCUCAAGUAUUCAGCGUAAUUUUAGGAGCAUGUUUUUUUAUCAAUUUCUGAAGUAUUCACUUUUAACACCAUUAUAAUGAUUAUUAUUUCAUACUUGUUUAAAUUUAACCAAUAGAAUGCUUUUCUUUCAGUCACAUGAUGAUACAAUAGAAACCAGUAUUGUACUGUGUGAUUUAAAAUAUAUUCACGGUCUUAUAUAUAUAUAUAUAACAAUGUCCGAAAUCUACAGCCCAGAAAGGCCAUAUUUCUUUUCUUAUUGGACGGGACCUUCCAGUUCAUUAAUACAAGGAGUCGAUCGGGAUUACUUUCCUUGUGUAAUGCAUUUCUGCUGCAGACACCAGUAAAAUGAAAAAUAAAAGCUGGGAUAACUUUCUUAUUUCUGAACAAAACAUAUAAGUGUGAGUAUUCAGUUUCUGAGUUAGAACAUUUCCUAUCCGAUGAUCAUGGUUUCAGUUAUAUCAGUGAUGAAAAGUUGUUGGGGGUUUUUUUUGAUGCUGGAGUAAAAAUGAUAUCUAACAUUAGUAUACAUAUUCUGAGAGAAAAAUUUCAACUUCUAAUGUUUGUUGUAUCAGAAAAUGGUUCCAGUCGUCAUUUAAAAAUCCUGUGUGGAUAUUUGCUUUUCUGUCAUUCCUUUUUUAGCUCACCUGUCACGAAGUGACAAGGUGAGCUAUUGUGACCGCUUGAUGUGCGUCGUCCGUCAACAAUUUGUAAAAAAGUCUUCUUGAAAACCACUGGGCAGAAUUACACCAAACUUCACAGGAAUGAUCCUUGGGUGGCCCCCUGUCAAAAUUGUUCAAAGAAUUGAAUUCCAUGCAAAACUCUGGUUGCCAUGGCAACCGAAAGGAAAAACUUUAAAAAUCUUCUACUCAAAAACCAGAAGCCCUAGAGCUUAGAUAUUUGGUGUGAAGCAUUGCCUAGUGGACCUCUACCAAGUUUGUUCAAAUCAUGACCCCGGGGUCAAAAUUGACCCCGCCCCAGGGGUCAAUUGAUUUUACAUAAGAAAAUCUUAAAAAAUCUUCUAUUCAAAAACCAGAAGCCCUAGAGCUUAGAUAUGUGACAUGUAGCAUUGCCUAGUGGACCUCUACUAAAAUUGUUCAAUCAUGACCCCGGGGUCAAAAUUGACCCCGCCCCAGGGGUCACUUGAUUUUACAUAGGAAAACCUUCAAAAAAUUCCUAAAAAUAAACCAGAAGGCCUAGAGCUUAGAUAUUUCACAUGUAGCAUUAAUUGCCUAGUAAACCUCUACAAAAUUGUUCAAAUCAUGACCCCACCCCAGGGGUCACUUGAUUUUACAUAGGAAAAUAUUAAAAAAUCUUCUUCUCAAAAACCAGAAGCCCUAGAGCUUAGAUAUUUGACAUGUAGCAUUGCCUAGUGGACCUCUACUAAAGUUUUUCAAAACAUGACCGGGGGUCAAAAUUGACCACGCCCUAGAGGUCACUUGAUUUUACAUAGGAAAGUCUUCAAAAAAUUUCUAAAAAUAAACCAGAAGGCCUAGAGCUUAGAUAUUUCACAUGUAGCAUUGCCUAGUAGACCUCUAAAACAUUUGUUCAAAUCAUGACCCCCCUGGGUCAAAAUUGACCCUGCCCCAGGGGUCACUUGAUUUUACAUAGGAAAAUCUUCAAAAAAUUUCUAAAAAUAAACCAGAAGGCCUAGUAGAUCUUAGAUAUUUCACCUGUAGCAUUGCCUAGUGGACCUCUACAAAAUUUGUUCAAAUCAUGUCCCGCGGGGUUAAAAUUGACCCAGCCCCAGAGGUCACUUGAUUUUACAUAGGAAAAUCUUUAAAAAAUUUCUAAAAAUAAACCAGAAGGCCUAGAUCUUAGAUAUUUGACAUGUAGCAUUGUCUAGUAGACUUCUACAAAAUUUGUUCAAAUCAUGACCCCGCCCCAUGAGGUUACUUGAUUGUACAUAGAAAAAUCUUCAAAAUUUUCUAAAAAUAAACCAGAAGAGCUUAGAUAUUUGACAUGUAGCAUUGCCUAGUGGACCUCUACAAAAAAAAUUCAAAUCUUGACCCCCCAGGGUCAAAUUGACCCAGCCCCAGGGGUUACUUUAUUUUAUGUUACUAUAAAUAGCUUAUUUAUUAACUUCUUUAUUAUUGGCCGUAGGGAAAAACCGAGACCACUUUUCUGUGGUACAACAUGGAUGGUACCUCCAAUUUUUUGGUGUAUUUUGACAUAUCUGUACCUUAUAGAAAAUUUCAACUAUAUUUACUCAUGAUUCUUUUGAUUGAUCUUGAUUAUGAUUUUUUGACCUUCCUGUCCUGAAGUGCAAUGAUAACAGGUGAGCGAUAUAGGGCCAUUAUGGCCCUCUUGUUUAUUGUUAUGGUAUGAAGUAAGGCAAUUUAACAGUGUUGACUAUAAUACUGAAUCCAGUUGGACUUGUACACAACAGUAGACUGAAUCCAGUUGGACUUGUACACAACAGUAGACCCGCCGUUACAUGACUGAAAUACUGUUGAAAAACGGCGUUAAACCCAAAACAAACAAAACACAACAGUAGAAACCCAAUUUGGACAAGGUAUUACUGCUGUAUACUCAUCCAAUAGAAUUCAGUAUGGUACUCAACAUUGUUAAACUGCCUCAGGGUCAGUGUUCAUUGGUGUUUUAAAUAUACAGUGAAACACCGCUCGCUCGAGCAUCGAUGACUCGAAUACCCGGGCUCGCUCGAGCAAUUCAUUUGGUCCCGGCCGAUUUCCUUCUAUUUUCUAUGUGAUAUUACCAUGGCUGGGUCGAGCAUCGAUAACUCGAUCGCUCGAGCAUGACAACUGGUCCUUGUGUAUUAAUUUACUCUUUGUUGCUUCUGGCUGACUCGAGCAGAGGUGUCAAAAUUUUUCACACCUUCGGCAGUCAGAAUGUAUCGGUUGAUUAAACAUUUUCACACACAUUGAGAAUUGCGAGUAUAUUCCCAGACUAUCUUAAAUGUUUGUUUGCCGGUAUAUUUGAUCUUAUGAUGAGAUUAAUUAUCGAUAAAAGCUUAAAGAAAAGUUUUAUUGAUGAAAUAUCGAUCAAUUACUGAUAAAGCAUCUUUUCUGCGGGAUCGAGAAGAUAGUUAUUAGAUCUUAGUAUUUUAAUCAGCAGUUGUUUGCAUGCAAAUGAAGGAAAUAAUAUAGCCGUUUCAUAAAAUUGAGACGAUAAUUAUGAUAUGCAUUUGCUGAUGAAUAAAAAAAAAAUCUUAGUUGUUUCUUCACAUAUGCCAUUUACAAAUUACAUAUUGUAACGUCUAUCAAUAGAUAACGUUUGUUUUUUAAAAUAUCACUUGUAUGUUAUUAUUACGCAUCACCGUUUACUCUGCAAACGGUCCCGAUGACAAUUGGUAAAACAAACAUUAGUUUUCUUCGUAGUGAAAAUACUAUUUUUAUUAUUCACUUGUACUGACUACACUUAGAUGCGAAAGAAUAUGAAUUAUAAAUAAUCAGAAAUUCUUUGCAAACUAUACUUCAGUACAGAUAGUGGUGUAUAUAAAUACCUACAUGAACGUAGUGAUAUACAUUCCAUGAUAAUAAAAUGUUUAAGAAAUCUGGAAACUUCAUAGAACUAUUUGACAAUUUUUCAACAUAGAUCUCAAAACAUCAUGACACUUUGACAACAUGACGCAAUGCAUGUGACACUGAACAGGUAAAAUAGAUAUAAGUUGUUAAGAACCAUUAAAAUUAUUAAAUAGAAAGAAGAUUUUUUGUUUUAAUUGUAAGAUAGAAAUAUAUUUCACUCAUGAACACCAUAAUUUACAUUUUCACUUGUGGCUGUGCCACUCAAGAAAAUACUGCAUAAUGGUGUCAACUUGGUGAAAUAUAUCUCGUCUUACACUGACAAACAAAUAUCCUCUGUAUAAUUCAAGGUUGGUAGUUUCAUGUUGUUAGUACAUGUAUUUGAAAAUUUAAUUGCAAGUUUUUCAGUUUGUUGCAGUCCUGUCAUUCAGUUGCAGUAGGUUAAGGGUUUGUUUCCUUUUUUCCUCCAUUUCUCUCUCUGUAUAUAGCUUACAAAGAAUGAUCUAUUGUUUUCCAUAAAUAAGUUAUUAAUCAUUGUUACUUACUUAUGAAGUGCUCACAAAUCUUGUUGAUAUAUCAUUCCUGUUAUAUAGUCUAUAUGUUAUAUUGUACCCUAUGUUUAUACAUAUUUGUUAAGCACAUUUUGAUGAAAUUGUUCAAUCGAAUAGACAUAAGCAGAAGUUUGAUAUGACAUUGUUUCAUUGCCGGAUAUCCACGAUUUCAGGAUCUAUGAAUAUUCAUCAGGUUAUGACGGAUACAGCCCCCAUGUUUGACAUGUGUUGCACUUGGUAUUACUCUGAUGUACUUAUAGGUCAUGAGUUUUGUAUCCAGAAAUCUGCAUAAAUUCUGUUGGGGAGAUAUUGUGUGACUCUAGAAGUUAAGUAUUAUUAGUUCCCUACAAGUGGAACACUAGAGGGGACUAUAGGAAUGCCCUCAGUCCGUCUGUCCGCCCGUCCACAAGCCUUGAUCCUGCAAUAGCUCAAAAAAGUAUUCAACCUAGGUUCAUAAAAUUUGGUAUGUGAAUAAAGGGCAAUAUGUAGAUUAUGUACAUGACUUACGCUUCUAGGACAAAGGUCAAGGUCACUAUUGAAGGUCAAGUAAAAAUUGUUUCCGCUCGUUAACUUUUAUAUGCAUUGAUGGAUUAUCUUAGUACUGCACACAGAUGUUUCCCAUGAAGAGACAAUGUGUCGACAAUGUGUCGUAUACAUGGUCAAGAUACUUGAAUUUUAAGGAAAAAAUAGUUUUUGUUUCUUAGCUCAUAAAUGCCUUUAAGCAUUUUUAGUCCUAACACUGUUGCCAACAACCACAAGAGACAAACACUAAAUUUUCCUCCGGUAAGGGACUUCUGUAUUGCCACUGCAAUACUCUGUCACUUGUUCUUCUAAAACAAGUGCAUAUUUGGUGAUGCAAAACCAAAAAUUGUUUUAUUACAUACACAUUAACACUUGUAUAUGUUACAGGUCUACAUUAGUUUUGAUCAUAUGUGGGAGAAAAAUUAAAAAUAUUAACAUUUAUUAACUUUUUAAACGUGAAAACUCACAUUAUGUGACAUCACACACCAGUAUGAAAUUUAUUUGUAACAGUUGUCACGGAAAUACAUUGAUGUUGAAGACUUCGUUUAAGUUAAAAUUGGAGUUUAAAAAUGAGUAUGUAAUAAAUAUUUAUGUUUUAUGAAAUUUGUACUGUGUAAGAUUAUACAUAUCCUUCAGUCAGAAACAGGCAUAUAAUUACAUGGAAAUAAAUAUCAAAACUUAAGUUUUCAGAAUAUAUAUAUAUAUAAAUAGUUGAUAUAUGUAUAUGUGUGUGUUUUUAUGAUAUGCACUCAUUAUUGGUUCUUGUAUACAGAAACUGACUCAAUUCAUCUUGGAAAAUGUAACCGAAAUAUGUAUUGAGAGUUAUGAAAAUAAUAAAAAACUUUUGUUGAAAUAUU